This is a messenger RNA of Cheilinus undulatus (humphead wrasse), 1701 nucleotides long. RefSeq names its product hyperpolarization activated cyclic nucleotide-gated potassium channel 5 (gene hcn5). The transcript is spliced from 11 exons. The record is from RefSeq and is a predicted model, not a curated record. Lineage: Eukaryota; Metazoa; Chordata; Actinopteri; Labriformes; Labridae. Gene Ontology annotation, molecular function: monoatomic ion channel activity. Gene Ontology annotation, cellular component: membrane. Bases 175 to 1548 code for a protein of 457 amino acids. Gene Ontology annotation, biological process: transmembrane transport; monoatomic ion transport.
UCUGCAAAGACUUCUGGGAUAUGUAGUGGGGCAGACAAAGGCGGGGAAAACGGGAACUUUUAAUUUUUGAGACACAUCAGCCCAAAGAAGCAGAGGACAUGUCUACAAUUACACAAAUUCAGCCCCUUGAAAGAUGAGAGGUGCAGGGCCACCCCCACUUCAGCAGAAGCAUAAAUGAGUUACUACAUCAUGUGCAUGAUGGCCAUCACAUUCCUGAACCUAAUCGGGAUCCCUAUGGAGAUAGCGUUUCUGGACGGGCACAGCGGGCUGGCGUGGGAAGGCUUUAACGUGUUUUCAGACACACUGUUCCUCAUAGAUGUGGCUCUGAAUUUCCGCAUGGGCAUCAUAGCAGAGGACAGUGAGGAAGCUAUUCUGGACAUCAAGCGGAUCCGAGUCUGCUACCUGAGGACAUGGUUCAUACCGGACGUUAUUGCUGCCUUCCCAAUCGGCUACAUUCUGCUGUUUGCGGACUUGCAGUACAACAACGAUGACAACCCCUCAAAAACCAACAAGAUGAUGAGGAUCCUGAUGUUUGUGCGGAUCCUCAGCCUAAUCAGACUCGCUCGAGUGUCCAGACUAGUAAGGUUUUUCAAUGAAGUGGAGAAAGUGUCAAAUGCAAACCUGGAGGUGGUUCGCCUCUUCUUCCGUGUUUUGUCUCUGUUUAUGAUGAUUUUCCUGUUGUGUCAUUGGAACGGCUGCAUCCAGUAUUUCGUACCUAUGCUGGAGGAGUUUCCUUCCGACUGCUGGGUUCGAAAAGAAAACUUAAUGAAUGCCACAGUGAUCGUGAAGUACUCUUGGGGAGUUUUCCGGGCUCUCUCUCAGAUGAUCGCUCUCUCCUAUGGAUCCAUGGAUGCUCCUACAAAUUAUGUUGAGAUGUGGAUCGUUAUGGUCAGCAUGGUGUCCGGCUGUCUGAUGUACACCGUCCUUGUGGCUAACGCUACGACCAUGAUCGCUAACAUCGACCCUGCUGCCAAGGAGUACAAGAGCAAGAUGAGUCGUUUGGAGCACUACAUGGCGUUCAUGAAGCUUCCACCAGAGCUGUGCCUUCGUAUCAACAACUACUACCAGGCCCGCUAUGGAGGGAAGUGGUUUCAUGAGAAAGACGUCAUGGACACAGUGUCUUCAGCACUCAAAGAACAAAUCAUGAUGGUGAUGUGCAGCCGGCUGCUCAGGAAGGUGCCGAUGUUUCAAAACAGAGAUGAAAACUUCAUUAACGCCAUCCUCCUCAAAUUGGAGUACGAGGUUUUCCUGGAGGGAGACGUCAUCGUCCGGCAGCAUGUCCCAGGCGAUCGCAUGUUCUUCAUCGACCACGGCCAGGUCCUCCUUGAGACGGAUUCCUACGAGAGGGAGCUAUGUGACGGGGACUACUUCGGUGAGACAUGCAUGCUGACCAAAGGCAAACAUCUGGCCACAGCAAAGGCUCUGAUGGAGUGCCAGUGCUUCACUCUGUCCUGGGACGACUUUCACGAGACGCUGGAGGGCUUCCCAGAUGUCAAGAAGGACAUAGAGAAAAUGGUUCAGCUCAGCCCUGAUGGUGGACUCGUGUAAAAACAAAAACAGUACCUGGACUUUUUUAUAGCACAAAGGACAGAAGAUCUGGAUAUUUCCAGGACAUCUCAUGUGAGGGACAGAGGAGCUGUGAAUGAUUCCUCGUGUGGACACAAGCUGGACACAUGUCCAUGGAUGAGAUGGAUAGCUUUA